AUGAGUAGGAUACUUUCAAGGGAAGAUGAGAAUUCAUAUAAAGAAUCUUAGCAAAUGAUAACAUCAAUAACGAGAAAUAUACGCCCUGUUAAGUGUAAGGACCAUCAAGAAGAAAAUUAUACUAAUUUUUGCAUGAGUAAAGAUUGUAUGAGAGCACUUUGUCCUGAUUGUAUGGAAAGGCAUACAUAAUUCCAUAAGUAAAAUAGUACUUAUCCUGACCUUUAGUCUAUUAAGAGCGUUAAGGUUAAGUGCAAAUAAAAAUUAAUGGAAAUCAAAAACAAUAUAGAUUAACUCUACGAUUAGAUUGAAGAUUUAAUUUAAAAUUAGAAUUUAGAUGAGUCUGAUGAAGGUAUAAAAAAGAUAAAUACUGUUAGAGAUACUAUAAUAUAUUAGGUUAAUAGCUACUUUGAUCAGCUUUUAGAUAAAUAUAGGGCUAGAGUUUCUGCUAUGAUUGAAAAAGACGAAAAAAUCAAGUAUAUCUAAGAUAGGUUAUCAUUAAUGUCUGAUGAAAUAGAGAUAAUGUCUGCAAAAAUGGAGGGUACCGCUGCUUAAAUCGAUGCUUUCAACGAAGUAUAAAAUUUAGAUUUAAAUGGAUAGCUGAAUGAUAUAGAAAUUUAAGUUUAGGAUAUCUUGAAUAUAUAAUAACGUUAAUCUAUUGAUAUUAUUGUUGAAGAAAGCAAAAUUAGAAUGUUAAAAACAGAUUUGGUUUAAUAUAUACGGUUAGGUUAAUACAUAUUCUAUGAUUAAUAAGAAUAACUAAAUUAACAAGCUAUAAGCUAACCUCAACAAUCACUAAUUGCAAAUCAGUCACCAAUUUAAGAGAAUAAGAGUAAAUAUCAAGAGGAAAUUAAUACAAGCUUUCCAGACCAUGUAGAUACUGAUCCUAGUUUUGAUAAUAAAUAUAUGUAAAGUAAUUAGAACUCAUUUUAUGCUGCUGAUGAAUCUUAAAUUGCUUAAAUAGAAAUUAAUUAAAACAGCUAUUAUGAGAGUGGUUGUCCUCAUAAAAUAAUACCUUAUUAUAAUUACUAGAAUAAAAAACUUUAUAUGAUAGAUGCAACUACUUUUGAACUUAGAAAUGAAGUAUCUAUCAAUGAAUUUAUAGCAGAUUAAGGUAGAACAGUCAUAACACCUAGAGGAGAUAUCUAUAUGAUUGGAGGAAUCUUAAGAAAUAGUGAUACUGAAAAGGUUUUUAAAUAUGAUUAUACAGAAGAAAAAUUUACUGAAAGAUAAAGUAUGAUUUAUGCUAGAAGCUCUUUUGCUGCUGUUUAUGUCGACAAAUUCAUAUAUGUUAUUGGAGGUAAAAGAGAUGGAUUAGCAUGUUCUGAGUGUGAAAAAUAUGAUCUAGUACAAAAUAAAUGGAAAGCUAUUGCAAAUCUAAACUACUCAGCUUUUUCAUCUUCAGUUUGCACUUUUGGAAAUAAUUACUUAUAUAAAUUUGGUGGAAUAGGACCAGGCUAAGUGUAAAAUAAUAACUAUGUUGAACGUUAUGACAUUUAGUAGAAUUAUUGGUAAAUAAUAAAUUUAAUGCAUGAAGACAUUACAGGAAUUCAUAGCAUAGGACCUUAAAAAAUGUUUGCCCUAUUCUUUAACAGUGGAGCUAUUUAGAUAAAUGAUUCCACUAUCUUUGUAUUUGGAGGAUAGCUAGAAAAGAAAAUGUAAAAAUCAAGCUUUUGUUUUAAUAUCAAAAAAGAAAAAACCAACAAUUAAUAAAAUAUAAUGCAUGUUUUAAACAGAUUUGACUACAUCCCUCUACCUUCAGCUGGUUCUUUUACAUCAAACCCAAUAAUUCACAAUAACAAGAUAAUAUGUUUAUAAAAUAUUGAUAACUCUGUUGGGUAAGGAUAAAGUUCAAUUUACAGUAAAAAGAAAUUACUUGUAUUUGAUGGAACUAAUUGGAUAGAAACUAUAUACAAUUUCAAUUGA
Messenger RNA from Tetrahymena thermophila SB210, 1923 nucleotides. RefSeq names its product kelch motif protein. Lineage: Eukaryota; Ciliophora; Oligohymenophorea; Hymenostomatida; Tetrahymenidae. The record is from RefSeq and is a predicted model, not a curated record. Gene Ontology annotation, molecular function: protein binding. The transcript has 3 exons.